GGACGAUUUAACUUGUUCCUUUGGCAUCAUCCAGUCCCCCAUCCAGUCUGCCUUGCACCAUUGGAACAUCUCCUCUCAGAAAGCUGUCUAUUUGUGGGCUUCCAUUCGAUGUGGCACCAAGGUCCAUGUACCUACUCCCACAGUUAGUUGUCUUCUGUCCACUGCCAGCUUGACCAUGCAUCAACCCUGAGCCUCAGCAGGCGCGCUGCCUUUUUCUGCAACGCAUGAGCAUCUUUACGCAGAGCAUGGGUGCUUUUCGUCAGGUCCUCGUUAUAACAGCCAUCAUGUGUUUCUGUCCUUGGCCGCCUGUUCUGUCCCCGUUAACUACUCUUGAAGCCUCGACAUCCCAAUGGUUCGCCCAACCCCAGGACAAUGACCAGACAUGAUGCGACUAUGGCACACAAUACUAGCAGUUAUCACUCUCCUGGUAGUCUCUAGGUGCCAGGGCUGUGAGACUGACUACUACCCUUCAGUUUCCACUGCUGAACCAUGCGCCAUUGUAAGCAGUUCCUGGUCUUCCCAACAGGUCUUCAGCCCAUCUGCAACUCCGACUGUAGCAGCUGAGUUGGCUUACGAGUGUCUUAACUCUAUCCCGCUGCACAAACAGGAAGCUCUUGAGCUUGUCGAUGCCAUUGAGCCUUACUUGGAAUGGCAGAGUGACUCGGCCUACAAAGCCGACCCGCCCGAGGGCUACUUUUUUCCGCCUUUCGAUAUGUUUUCUGCAUUGGCGCAGGUCCGCCAGAACUUGGAGGAAGACAUGUACGGCAACGAGUAUGAUUUUCAGGAGGAUCUAUACGUCUCGGUGUUUUGUCCCGGGCAUGAUGGCCAUUAUGUCUUUUACCCAGAUGCCUUAACCCGCGUCUUUGAAUGGAGGCGACAACGCGCUCUUGUUUCCGUCAGUGAGGAUGGGGUCUCGCUGCCAGUCAUUAAGAUUUAUGAGGAUAUUACCGAAUCUCCAGAGACUGCGUCGGUAGUCAGCCUCAUCAAUGGCGUUGAUGCAGCUACCUACGUGGCGGAAACCAUAUACAAGGCAACUUACAACCGAGAUCCAGACGCCGCCUAUAAUAGCAUGUUUUACGAAAAGGCGUCUGUUGCGGUGGGGAGUCCGUUGGGCUUUUUUGCAAAGGGUGGCCGAGUGAGAUACGUUUACCCAGGGCCAAACACGACGUUCACGUUUGAGAAUGGUACCGCUCUCUCGUUGGAGAAUGUUGCUGCUGUCAAAGCUGACAUGACCGGCGUGGUUGACGGCCCUUCUUAUUACGCUAAAUUCUGCAAUCCAGACGGUGGCAAUACAACUACUAUCAGAGAAAGCCCGGUUGAUGAGGCUGGAGAUGGGGGAAUUGCUGUUAUUGGCUACCCAAAGCCUGUGAUCAUCACUCAGGAUGGCGUCGUCUCUGGUUAUUUUCUUGAGGGUGAUGGCUUCGAAGACGUGGCAGUCAUCGCUGUUCUUUCUUUCGAGCCUCGAUCCCCUACCGAAUUUCAGGCAGUUUGCCAACGGUUCUUUUCACUAGCAGCACAAGAAGGCAAGACUAAACUCGUUAUCGACUUUCAAGGUAAUGGCGGCGGUUAUAUCCUCCAGGGCUACGACUUUUUCAGGCAGCUAUUCCCUUCCAUCGUCCAGGAAGGACUGAGCCGGUUCAAAGAAGACCCCAGCUUUCUCUCUCUUGCCAGCAUCAUCAGUGAUCUCGUGGCCGGUGUCAACCCUUACACAGAGCCGAGCGCAAAUCUCGUUCGAAACUACCAAAACUGGUUCAACUAUCGCUACGACCUCGAUCUCCACAACCAACUCUUCCCGUCGUUUGACGCCAAGUUUUACCCGCACAUCUACAAAUCUACCCCCUACACCUCACUGCUGCGCUGGAACCUCUAUGACAGCCUCACGACCAUCAACACGACCUUUGGAUUAGGCAUCGAGGUGACCGGCUAUGGUGCCCGAACCAACCUGGCGCAGCCCUUUUUCGCCGAGAACAUUGUUCUUUUAUACGACGGCACUUGCGCCUCUACCUGCGCGGUGACCUCCGAGUUCUUCAGCCUGCAGGCCAAUGUCAAGUCGAUCGCAAUGGGUGGCCUCCCGGAGCCGGGUUUAAUCCAAGGAGUGGGCGGCGUCAGGGGCGCGCAAGUGCUGCAGUACAAAAAUAUCUACGACUAUGCCAGCUCCUACCUACCCUGGGCCGGGAAUCCGUUCCAGGCUGGUGCGCUCUCGCGAUACUCCUCGUUACCGGUGAACAGGAGCACGUCGGCGGCCGUCAAUGCGAGGGAUGAGAUUUUCCCGCAGAACAUCUACGACGGGUUGCCGGCGCAGUAUGUGGUGCAGGAGUCGGAUUGCCGGCUGUACUGGACGGAGCCGAUGAUCAGGGAUGUGUCUGAGGUGUGGAAGGCUGCUGCUGAUUCGGCAUUCAACGGGGCGGGGUGUGCUGCCGGGGGGAUAGAACGAACAGAGCCUGGCAAGUGUCCACCGAGGCCAGGCACGCCGUCGCCGCUGCCUGUGUACGGUCCGUGGCUGCCAGAACAGUACAGGAAGGUGAAUGCGCCGGUGGAUGAUGUGGGGUGGAUGGCCGUCCAUGGGAUGAAGGCGAUUCUUUAA
Molecule: messenger RNA, 2584 nt
Organism: Podospora pseudocomata
Lineage: Eukaryota; Fungi; Ascomycota; Sordariomycetes; Sordariales; Podosporaceae
Exons: 3
Coding region: 383-2584 (733 amino acids)
Source: RefSeq, a predicted model, not a curated record